CCUCAUCUCUUGUGACUCCUCUGUCCAGAGCAGCCCCUUCAGGUUGGGGGGGCUGAAGCCAGGAUAACAAGGGCCCCUGGCCGGCGUGAUGGAUGCCCUGCAGGAGGCGAGUUGGGACAAUGGGAGCACGGCUCCACCUCCGCCCCUCGCACCGAACAUCAGCGUGCCCCACCGCUGCCUGCUGCUGCUCUACCAGGACAUGGGCACCUCCAGGGUCCGGUUCUGGGAUCUCCUGCUGCUUAUCCCCAAUGUGCUCUUCUUCAUCUUCCUGCUCUGGAAGCUUCCAUUUGCUCGGGCCAAGAUCCGCGUCACCUCCAGCCCCAUUUUCAUCACCUUCUACAUCCUGGUGUGUGUGGUGGCGGUGGUGGGCAUGGCCCGGGCCGUGGUGUCCAUGACCGUCAGUGCCUCUGAUGCGGCCACCGUGGCUGACAAGGUCCUCUGGGAGAUCACCCGCUUCUUCCUGCUGGCCAUCGAGCUGAGCGUGGUCAUUCUGGGCCUGGCGUUUGGUCAUCUGGAGAGCAAAUCCAGCAUCAAGCGAGUGCUGGCCAUCACCACUGUGCUGUCGCUGGCCUAUUCUGUCACCCAGGGGACGCUGGAGAUCCUGUACCCGGACGCCCACCUCUCGGCCGAGGACUUCAACAUCUAUGGGCACGGGGGCCGCCAGUUCUGGCUGGUCAGCUCCUGCUUCUUCUUCCUGGUCUACUCUCUGGUGGUGGUCCUCCCAAAGACCCCGCUGAGGGAGCGCGUAUCCCUGCCCUCCCGGCGCAGCUUCUACGUGUAUGCAGGGAUCCUGGCGCUGCUCAACCUGGUGCAGGGUCUGGGGAGUGCGCUGCUGUGUGCCGACAUCAUUGAGGGGCUGUGCUGCGUGGAUGCCACCACCUUCCUCUACUUCAGCUUCUUCGCGCCGCUCAUUUACGUGGCCUUCCUGCGUGGGUUCUUCGGGUCGGAGCCCAAGAUCCUCUUUUCCUACAAAUGCCAAGUGGACGAGGCCGAGGCGCCCGACGUGCACCUGCCCCAGCCCUACGCCGUGGCGCGGCGCGAGGUGGGCCUGGCCGGCGCUGAAGACCCGGGCGCCACUCUCCAGCCGAGAGGCCGCGCCUCGGCGCGCAUGCGCCCUGGGCUGAACCCCAACGCUUACACUCAAUGCGCUUUUCUAACCGUUUCCUUAUGCCUCACGAAUCGCUUGCAUUCCGUGCAAGACAAGCGCUUCGAGUGCAGCUGCACGAGGCCUGGUAGGACUUGCGACUUGGCAGAACUGACGUGA
Messenger RNA from Dipodomys ordii (Ord's kangaroo rat), 1264 nucleotides. It is a transcript of the gene Tpra1, whose product is annotated as transmembrane protein, adipocyte asscociated 1. Gene Ontology annotation, biological process: G protein-coupled receptor signaling pathway. Bases 89 to 1264 code for a protein of 391 amino acids. The record is from RefSeq and is a predicted model, not a curated record. Gene Ontology annotation, molecular function: G protein-coupled receptor activity. Lineage: Eukaryota; Metazoa; Chordata; Mammalia; Rodentia; Heteromyidae. The transcript has 13 exons. Gene Ontology annotation, cellular component: plasma membrane.